Papaver somniferum (opium poppy) is the source of this 1033-nucleotide messenger RNA. RefSeq names its product universal stress protein PHOS34-like. NCBI's taxonomy places the organism in Eukaryota, Viridiplantae, Streptophyta, Magnoliopsida, Ranunculales, Papaveraceae. The coding region runs from base 50 to 562 and encodes 170 amino acids. The record is from RefSeq and is a predicted model, not a curated record. The transcript is spliced from 4 exons.
CCCUGUCCUAAUACUAAUUUUAUUGGGUGAGAAAAAGGAGAUUUGAUCAAUGGCAAUCGCAACAACAGAAAAAUUAAUAGUAGUCGGAAUCGACGAAAGUGACCAAACUACACUUGAAUGGACUCUUGAUCAUUUUUUCGUACCUCUUGGUUCGAAUUCUGUUUUUAAACUCGUUGUUGUUCAUGCUAAACCUUCUCCAUCUUCUGUUGUUGGCCUGUCUGGACCUGGGGCUGCCGAUGUUGUGGCAAUUGUUGAUGUUGAUCUAAGAAAGACUUCAAAGAGAGCUUUGGAAAAGGCUAAAGAAAUUUGUAUCGCAAAAUCUGUAAAAACGGAUGAUGUGAUUUUCGAAGUGAUGGAAGGUGAUCCAAGGAAAGUGAUGUGCGAGGCCGUAGAGAGACACCGUGCAACCAUAUUGGUUGUUGGCAGCCACGGUUAUGGAGCGGUGAAAAGGGCUCUUUUGGGGAGUGUAAGUGACUAUUGCGCUCACCAUGCUCAUUGCAACGUGAUGAUUGUGAAGAAACCCAAGAUAACAAACUCACUAUGGAACAUUUUCUCAUUUUGAAUCCCAACUUUUACAUAAGAGCAAUACGUAGAAAUGGAAAAACAAGAUCUUCAUUCAAGGUAAAAAUGAAAAUGUUUUGUUUUCUUAAAAUUUGUGCAGAAAGUGAAAAUGUUUGUGGAACAGACGAAGUAUUUGCUUUUUUAUUUACACGCAGAGUUUGGCAGUGAGGCCUAUUUUGUGUUACGCUGUGAUUUUUGGGUCAUGAGUACGAGUACAUUUCAAGUCAAUGUCAGUUUAUUGGGAAAAGUAUAUUAGUACCGUUCCAUUAAACUGGUACUCCCAUUAGUAUUCAUAAAAAAUUUGUAUGACUAUAUUAGUCAACUGCACCACCAACUAAGGCGCUUUGGAACGAUAGCCCCGUUUAGUUGCGUGAUUAAUUUUGAGACUGUGAUUUUUGUUUGGUGCUUAUCACUGGAAGAUAAGAUAUGGUUAUUUUGAAGUAACUAAUUAGUGGUAAUCAAUUUAAUUAGU